Molecule: messenger RNA, 852 nt
Organism: Scutellospora calospora
Lineage: Eukaryota; Fungi; Glomeromycota; Glomeromycetes; Diversisporales; Gigasporaceae
Source: the annotation of a GenBank genome assembly
AUGGAUAAGGCAGCUAAAAGAAAGUACUGUAGUAUGAUGAUGUUUGACGUUCCAUUACCUUCAUUUUCUAAAUCCAAUGAUAAAUCGGAUUCAUCGAACCAACUUACUAUUGACUAUACAACAUCAUUAGAAAAUAGUGCUAUUCGCACUCAAGAUAAUUUUAUUUUUACUUCAUUUUUGGAACCUAUUAAAGUUAAACCACAGCGUUUUCACAAGAAUACACGAAUUAAUUUGUUAGAACAAGAUUCGUCAAAAAGUAAUGAAAUUUUAAACGAACCAAGGAGUCAAGAAACUCGAAUACGUCGCCCACCGAACUCUUUCCUUCUUUAUAGGCAAGCCAGACAAUCAGAAGUAACACGUCUCUACGGAAACAUUUCAAAUUCCGAGAUAUCUAAAAUAUUAUCUAAUCUUUGGCAAAGUGAAUCCGAAGAAGUAAAACACUAUUGGCAAAAAAUAGCUGAUUUAAAAAAAUUAGAGCAUAUGGAAACGUAUCCGGAAUAUGUUUAUAAUUCAAAAUCGGGUACAAAACCGACAAAGAAACGUAAAUUGAAGGCCACAGAUUCAAAUAAUUUUCAAAAUUCAUUACCAAUAAUGCAAACAUCUCAUGCUGACCAACCCUCAUUUUUUUCAGAGUCAAUGAUAACAGUUGAUUCUAAUUCAAUUCCUUGGUUUUACAACCAAUUUGAAAAUCAAAAUCAAAUUUUGCCAUCCAUUUUUCCUAAAGACGAUUGUGAUUACAAUGUUAUUAAUGCACAUAAAGUAUUAAAUAGCGAGCAACAAUCACAAAUUGAAGCAACUGCUUCAAUGUCUUAUCCCUAUUAUGAUAAUACAUAUCCUUACUAUGAUUUUUAA